AUGGACUCCAAAAACACAGAGUCAAUAAUUCAGAGCUAUGUCACCCCGAGUGAUCAGCCGCCGGUCUUUAGUGCAUGCAAUGGAGUAGAAAAGCCAUUGCUGAUUGUUCUUUUGACAACUCUGAGCCCAGAAUUACAUCGAAAGCUUGUCCAUUACUAUAAAGCCACACUGAGUGAGACUGUGGACAUUCAGACAUGGGCUCCCUCUGGGGCAUUGCUCCAGUCGAUAGCAAAACAGGGCCCACACAUCGAUAGCUUGGGUAACAUCUAUGCGCUUGCAGUGUUUUUGCAUAGAUCUGGCUGGACUGGAUUUGUUGUUGCUGACGAGCUGACGAAGCGUCAGGUCACCACCACUUGCCGUGUUGGAGAAGACACCUCUAUUUCAGUCGUUGUGGUCACGGUUCAAUCGGAGGCUGCAACACCGACCCAGCCACGUGUGUCCGCUAGGCGAACAAAUCCGGAUUUCAAGGACGAAGUGAAGCUUAGUGAGCUUUCCAGCGGCACAGUGAAAGAGGUGCACCGAGUGCAAGAUAAGACACCUGCUUAUUUUUGGUCCGAAGUGGGCGGUUUGCUCCUAGAUUCUGAUCACUCAGUGUUUGCGCCUAACACCACCGACUGUUUAGGCUGGGAGAAAUACACCGAGUCGUUGAAAAUGCCGCAGGAACUACCUCCAUCAAGGCCAGGGCAGACAAGCCCUUUACAUCUGAAUAACGAUAACACAGUUGUCGACAUGCCUAUUUGGGAUCGUCCGCAAUGCGCGGAGCACAUGCAUAUCUUUCUCUUUUUCCCCACAACAGCGGAGGACUUUCAAAUCAUGCAAUCGAUUAUCCAGGAAGCUUUGUCAAAGCACCUCGAAGGAAAUCCUUUUCGACCUACGAACAUGACAGUGGAGUUAAUUGGACUCGAAAAGCAUAAGAUCAAAUCUCGUCGCGAACUUAUGAUCUUCCGAGCAGAAAGUUACAAGCAGCAGGUACUGUUUGAACCAUUUUAUUUCCUCAUGGAUCCUAUCAAGAAUGCGACCGAUAUCGAGAAUGCAACUUUCGGCUAUUGUCGUGACGAGGACCCUGCUGCAUUCAUCGCUCUCACAUCUUUCGCUGGAAUGGUCAACUUCUUUCCAUGGAUAUCACCACGGAUACAAUGGCAUUUACAGCGGCAAAAGCUGUCUGGAACGAAGGAAAUUGAGUUUCUUCAUAGUCCUGGAAUUCCAUUCUACCAUAACCCAUUUCCAUGGGAGGCCUGUCAGCCGCAUGAAGACUCAUUCGAUUGGAUACCCGUGUUCUACCUGACGAAACAUUUGACGGCAGAGGAAGAUGGAAUUGUCAAAGCCGAGAUCAAUCUUGAUAUUUUUGGCGAACCUGGAGAACAUGUCGCAUCCUGUUAUGUUCCGUGGGAGGCAGAAGAGGAUGCCACGCUGGAAGAUAUAUGGGAGCUUAUAUUGAUGCAACAUAGAAGAACCGGGUUCGUGCCUGACACAUUCUUCUGCAUUGAUCGACAAGCACUCGAGAGUCAUGAUUUUCUGACAGUCGAGGCGGAUGUCUUUUAUAAAGAGACUGGCGAGGAGUACCCCGAUCUUCUAAAAGACCUAGAAUACCCCCUCCUGCGAGGUUUCUGGUAUUGUCGUAUCAGCGGAGAUAUGUGCCACGACGCGAAGGUUCAACGUGGUAUCGACAACAUGGCUUUUGAUGAGCUUACAAGGGAGAAGCCAAAGUGGUUCCGACGACCUGAUUGGCCUGCAUCAUGA
This is a messenger RNA of Penicillium malachiteum, 1740 nucleotides long. RefSeq lists its product as uncharacterized. NCBI's taxonomy places the organism in Eukaryota, Fungi, Ascomycota, Eurotiomycetes, Eurotiales, Aspergillaceae. The transcript has a single exon. The record is from RefSeq and is a predicted model, not a curated record. Bases 1 to 1740 code for a protein of 579 amino acids.